This is a messenger RNA of Orussus abietinus, 4698 nucleotides long. RefSeq names its product angiotensin-converting enzyme. The record is from RefSeq and is a predicted model, not a curated record. The transcript has 13 exons. Gene Ontology annotation, cellular component: plasma membrane. Gene Ontology annotation, molecular function: peptidyl-dipeptidase activity; metallopeptidase activity. Gene Ontology annotation, biological process: proteolysis. Lineage: Eukaryota; Metazoa; Arthropoda; Insecta; Hymenoptera; Orussidae. Bases 366 to 2531 code for a protein of 721 amino acids.
UGAGCAGUGGUAGUCCGGCUCGUCCUAUUGUCAUCGAGAUGUGUCGCGUGUCGUGUGUCGGUGCGGUAUGAUACGAGGGAAUUCGGAGCGCUUGAACUUUGAACGAACACUCGCAGGGUACGAGCGAGAUAAACCGGCGGACGUUACAGCAGCGUUUCGUGUGCCCUUUAUCGGGUUUUUCAGAAGUUGGCUCGCGGCAGAGUGGCACUGCAACAAAUCGGAGCGGCAAUCCACACUUGGAAGCCUCUCUCGCUCCCUCCCUAUAGCGGGGCAGCCGGCGAGCAGGACGGAAGACGCGGGCCGCGGGUUCGAAAACGGGCCCGCCGGAAUCUUCGAAAAUCGACGUCGAAUCAACGGUCAUAGGCAUGCUACCGAAAUGGACGUGCGCAAUCCUGAGCCUGCUGGUCUUCUCGUCGGCUUUGCGGGACUUUGAGGUCGAGUCGUUCAUCGAGAUGACCGAGCUGGCUUAUGAAGAUGCCUGCCUGGAGGCUGCCAAAGCCGAGUGGUCAUUCGUCAACGACAUGGACGACAGAAGCCGCGAUAAUUGGACAACUGCCCAGCUGAAUUAUGGCCUGUUCAAGAAGAACCAAACUCAGGAGAUCCUCGAAAACUCCAUCAAGAACGUGACCAAUGAAUCCUUGAAGUACAAGCACGAGCUGGCCGAGAAACCAGGCGAUGCCCUGUUGAACGACGAGGACUGGAAAUCGCUGGUCCUUUUCAUCGGAGAAGCGGAGUUCCUACGGAGGACCGCCAGGUACACGGAGGAGGGGAAGGAGUUCACGAGGGACGACGUGGAGCGUUUGUUAUUUCACGGCGGAACGGUCAAAGAGAAACGAGCCGCCUGGUCUUCCUGGCACAGUCAGCUGGCACCGAUUACGACUAAUUUCUCUAGAAGCUUGACCCUGGUCCGCGAAGCUGCCAAAGUUAAUGGUAUGAGCGAUGAGAGAAGCUACUGGGAACUGCUGUCUGGUUAUCCGAAUGGGUACAAAAACGCCGAGGAACAGUGGAGGCAACUGUUAAGCCUUCAUGGGAAGAUCGUAGGUUUUGUGCGGUCGCGGCUUUCUGAGAAAUACGGACUUCCUUUGGAAAACAACACGGUUCCGGCUUAUUUACUCGGAUCUCUACAAGGUUUCGACUGGACGAAUAUAAUGAACUUGAUGCCCCAAUCUAACCUGACCUAUGAAAUACGGAAAAAUCUGUGGAAAAAGGAACUUAUUGGAAGAACUUUGUACAAAUCGGUCUCAUCUAUUGGAUCGGCUGUAUUAAAUCAAGUACCCGAAGCUGAGUUUUGGGAAAACAGUCAGUUUAACGGCACUUGUCCAUCGGAAUUAAUCAGUUUUUGCCGAGACGGAGAGAUGCGAGUUUCAACGUGUUCUGAAGCAUCCAUCAGUAAUUACCUUGAUGCUCAUAAGAACGUUGCAAAAAUCUUGGUGAACCAAAUGAUGGCAGAUCAUGCGUCAAUGUUAAGUACUGCUAAUCGAUAUUCAGCUCUCGAGGAAGCUAUGGCCCAAUUAUUCGCGAUAUUAUCAGUGAGUCCUGCUCAACUGCAAUCUCUGGGUUUAAUCAGGAGCACCAACGGUACCGAAGAAUUACAGAUGUUGUCAUUGAUGAUCACAGCUUUGGAUGUUUUGCCAUCUGUUGCUUAUUACUUGUCCGCGGAUUUGUGGAGAAUUAAUGCUUUAGAAAAUGAAACUAUCAGUUCUGAUGAUCUUAUUGAUUCUUGGUGGAGACACAGGUCGGAAUACGAGGGCGUUGCAUCUGACUCACUGGAUCCACCCACUUUUCUGGAUGACAGUUACAUCAUUAGUAACAAACCUUAUCUUCCGAAAUUGGUCGGGACGAUUCUCGCAUUCCAGUUGUAUGAGUACAUAAUGGAAUCCACGGAAGUUCGAUACAGUCACGUCGAAGCAAAUCGUCCAAACCACGCCCUAGUAAAAAUGAUUCAGUAUGGUGGUGUAGAGAAUUGGAUGGAUCUUAUACAGAAGCACCUAGAACUGGACGAAAUCUCGGUAGAAUCCCUACUUUCAUUCCUCCUACCAUUGGAAGAAUACAUUGAAAGGGCGAAUGACGAGCUCGAAGAUCUGCCGAAAAUCAUCACAGCGGAUCAAGAACGGGAAUUUCAGAGGCUGGAACAGAUAUAUCGCGAACAAGCACUUGCUCCAAAAACAACGACGAUAAGCACUACACCUACGACAACAACGACAACAGCAAAAGCAGUUCCAAGCAGCGAGACGCAAACUAAACCACCACUUGACUUAAAAUCCGACUCUAAAACAGUAACCAACGAGCAAGCGGAUAAGCCGAGCAACGUCGAAGCUGCAAACUCUACGACAACUAAUGAAAACUCUUAUGAAAAUCUGUCAAAAUCUUUUGACAUGGAUGACGAAAGUGAGGAGGAACCAAAGAUGAAUACUAGCAAAGCAGUUUGGGCGGUAGCAGCUGUUUUGGUGGCGACGGUAACGAUUUGCGUGAUUGCAAUUUUUGGAAGGCGAAGGUGUCGCAAAACGCCAAAAAAUAGAAGAUACGUUUAACCACGAUUUGCCGUUGGCUCCUAAUUGUGAACAUUUUCUCCACGUCGUUUGAAAGUGAUCCCCGACCGUAUGAAUAGUAGCCAAAGAGAAUGAAACGUAUCAAGACUUGGGACGGUCAGUUUUCAAAAAUGAGGAUGUGGAAUCGGAGACUCCAUCUAGGAAUUGUCCUGUGAGGUUGUAAGCGUAUAACCUAUGUACUUCAGACAUUUCUUGAUGUCGAGUUUCGAUUUCAUCCCGGUGCCAAUUUUUUCCGCAGGUCCUACACUUAUACGACGAUUUAAUAUUAGACAUUCCUAGAGAUUUAUGCUUUGAAAUAUUUCGAUUCAAAGUAUAUUAAGCUGACGAAUGUGUCGUUGAAAUGAAGCGUUGAUUUUGAAAACGCUAUAUUUGCUUGGCCUCGCUGUAGUUACCAGAAAUUGGUUUUGAACGUUUCAUCCCAACAAAAAUGCAACAGAUUAUGCCGUGAUGAAGUGCGGAGUUUAGUACGCGUUUUACGUACUCAAUGACUGUAUAAGAAGGAACAUCAGUUUCUUAUAAUGCUUGAAAUUGAAAUAUUUCAAUACGUACAUCACAUAUUACUUACUACCACUAUUUGGUCGCUAGCGAACGAUGGCUGUAAUAACACAAGAGAAUUUAAUACUUUUAAUGUUAUAUUCUCCCAUUAUUAAUUUGGUGCAUAGUAACUGUGCACUGAAGAGACAACUGUUAUAGGCUGUCAUUACGACCGUUUGUUCUGCGUAUUAAUUUAUAAUAAACAGUAGUAUGGAACUUGUAAAUGUUCUGCAACUUAACAAACGUGCAUGUUUGGUUUCGUAUCAAUUUACAAUUUCUCAAAAUGGUAAUUGCUACCCACCCUGCAAUUUUUCUUAGGACAAUAAGAUACGAUGCGCAUAAUAUACUAAAUGUACACGAACAUAAGAUUAUAGACACGUAAAAUCAUACUUCGUAAAAAUGUAGUAUACGAGUCAUAAUACGUGGAAACUAAUCAAUAUAUACAUUUAUACCGGUCUCCAGAAUCCGUGGAAAAACUUCGGAAUAUUUUGAGUCACCUUCACAUGUUAACUUUCCACGAACAGCUGCACAAUUCUUAGUGUCAUUAUGUCAUAAGUUGUUUGAGCUGGAGCGCUUCCUUUUGUUAAACGUAUUUAUGCCUCCAGAGAGAAAAUGACAUGUUCGAUUGCAAGUUCAACAGUAUUUUAGUAGUUUGGUGUAGGUUUUUGCAAUUUCCUAUUCGCCACUGCAGAAUAAGUAAUGGAUGUACAAACUGUUGCACUUUAUCAACUUCCACGCGUGUUUUUAAGUAAACUUGGUAAACCAUACAGUUGCGCUUUAUUCGUACAAUUGUGUUCGUUUCUAGAGAACUUUGUAUGAUAUAGAUUCGAAGUGAAACCAUUCACGCACAAAAUAAGUUACUUAUACAUGGGUGUUACUGUCCAUCAUGUUCUUGCAAUUGAUCUCCGCGAUGUUCAACAUAUGUUCUCUAAACUACCUCGCGAGAGAAAUUCUACAGAUUCAGGAAAAUGAUUAUGUAACCGAGUCAUUUCGAAUAUUCACUGUUUGGUCAAAGAGAUUCUUUCUCUCUAUCAAAUCGCUCAGCAUAUUAUACCGUAGAUGUAAGUAGUACAAACUAGAAUAUAAAAACGUUUUGUAUUAGUUUUAGGAGAAAUAUUUACAAUUCGUGGGUCAAACAAGAACUUUCCUAACGUACAGUGGAUAAUUGUGUAGACACGAAGUCGUGACAGUGGUGUUCUUAAGUACUCUUCCUCAGAAGAACGAACGGAGCUUAAUACUUUGUAAUUUAUACAUUUUUAAAUGAAACGAUAUUUUGUAAUCUGGUAUUUUACAUUAGUGGAAGGUAUUGUGUAACAAUCUACAGGUUUAUUACUAUGUAGUACUUCUGAAAUUAGCGAUUCAGAGUAACAUGUAAAUAUUUGAGUAAUCGUAGUAUGAUGUGAAGUGAGUAUACAUGUGUAGGUAAUAGAAAUCUUCAAAUGUCAAAAAUAUCGUGAGUAAUCAUCUAAAAGAUCAUAUUUACCUAUGUCUUAAUUAUGUCCCGUCUACGCGCAUGUUAUUUAUUAUGCAAAUACAUUUCGUUGAUGAUAUAUAUUUUUAUAAAAAUAUUUAUUUUGUAUCAGCAUGGAAACGAAAUAACACACCAACUACAGAA